AACGCAGCCGUGCCCGAGGAAAUCCGCACGAUGGCGGAGGACAUGUUCUCCGCUGAAGACAUGCCGGGCUGGCCUGUUGAUGGGCCGGCCAAAAGGGCGGAGAAACCCACCGCGCGUGCUGGCGCGUCGCAGGCGAAGCUCAACGGCAUCUUGGAAACCAACUCACUUUCCACGAAGACAGCGAUGAAGAUGCUCGCUAUCAUCGGGCUGCCGUGCGCGGCCGUCACUGACAUGAUCGCGUGCCUCCUGAACUUGUGCCCGUGCUUCCCUGGCUGGUUGAUCAACCCGCCA
This is a messenger RNA of Prorocentrum cordatum, 291 nucleotides long. The record is from the annotation of a GenBank genome assembly. NCBI's taxonomy places the organism in Eukaryota, Dinophyceae, Prorocentrales, Prorocentraceae.